CGACGUUUCGCCAGUGUUUUGAUUGUGCAACCUCGAGCAGAAGACGUGACUCUAACCCGGUCGAGAAAAUCCUUAUUUUAUCCUCUCUUUGAGCCUUUGGGAGUUAUUUAUCUCCCUUUUCAUCCUUCGGGGAUCAAGUUUCUGUUAUUUCGGCUGUGUUCGAGGGUCAAGAUGGCAGGAGAAGGUAGACAGAUGCCCAAGUUGGACCUGCAGAAGGACAUACCAAAGCUCAGCCAAGCACAGCUCGAUUACAUGAAGAUCGUUGAGAAUCAGAAUAUGCUGAGAGUCCAAAAGCUGGCACUGCAAAGACGGAACAACAUUGCCGUGGGCUGUCUCCUUGGCGCGGGUGUUCUAGGAAUUUAUGCGUACUCCAUCUACUCUGUCAAGCAAGAGAAAUUCCUGGACGAGUUGGAGUGACACUUAACCGCUUGCGAAACUAGAGCCAUGGGGUUGUACUUUCCAUUUCAGAGCACUUAGCGAGGCAGUGGUUGGUCAUUCUAUGUGGUCACUUGACUGUCUUUCUUUGGGGAAGAUGGAAAGGGAGUCGUGAUUUUGUUUUCUGUCGGCUAUUACAGAGAGCAAUGGAGUUAGUUUAUUUUCCUGCGGUUUUGCAAGGAGAAAUGUGGGUAUUAUAUUUUGGUCUUCAGUUUUCUCAAAAGUUAAAGGUCAACUUGAGUAUUUGAAUAUAGUAUACAGUGUACUCUUGUGCCUCUUUCAAUUCUGAAUUAUCAUUAAGAGAAAUGUAUUAAAUUAAUGCUAUCAGGGUUUCACAAUUAUAUUACAGGUACUUGCUAAUGGACUCUGUAACUGCUGACAGCAUUAUGUAAUAGUAUAGGUAUUUUCAGAAACUAUAUUUGUGUAUUACAGCUGCAUAUGUUAAUUAUAUUAAUUUGUAGAUGGUGGGCAACCACAUCGUUAAAUUAUGAAUAUGUGAUUGUAAAUAAACGUUUUUCUUAA
Penaeus vannamei (Pacific white shrimp) is the source of this 957-nucleotide messenger RNA. It is a transcript of the gene Ccdc56, whose product is annotated as Coiled-coil domain containing 56. Gene Ontology annotation, biological process: mitochondrial respiratory chain complex IV assembly. The record is from RefSeq and is a predicted model, not a curated record. Gene Ontology annotation, cellular component: mitochondrial inner membrane. NCBI's taxonomy places the organism in Eukaryota, Metazoa, Arthropoda, Malacostraca, Decapoda, Penaeidae.